UGAACUUAAUAGUCUGAGAAGGCUAAUACAUGGCGAGUGAUGACACAGACAUACCAUUGAGAAACAUCCCAUAAAUGAUGGGGGAAAUCGAACUACAAUUCAACACUGAGAUGGCAAUCUCGUAAUUUAUCCAAGUUCUAGGCCCAUUUACUACCCAGCCAAGAAACAAUCAAAUCCGAAAACCCUACACCAUUCCAAAUUCGAACACUCGUCACCAUCAUCAUCAGCCAUGGGGCUUCUAUCUUGGUGGAAACCCUCCCAAAAACCCACCUCCGAAACCAAAAAACCCGAUCCGAAACCCGGUUCUCCUCCCGAAAUUCCCGGCAUGAACGGCGCCGUUGAGGUUCCGAGGCCACAGGCUACGCCAGAUGUUACGGUUUUCGAAUUCGGGUCGGUCGCAGCCUCGUCCGACAAGGUGACGCUCGCCGGGUACUGCCCGGUUUCCGACGAUCUGGAGCCGUGCCGGUGGGAGAUUUUACCGGCGAGUGGCUCUGACGCGCCGCAGUUUCGGGUAGUGUUCUGAAGAAAAAAGGAAACGGAUUGUAAGGAACUACCGAACUAGAAAACACUCUUUUGGAGUUUGAUUAUGUGAAAUCUGAAAAGGGUUUUGUUUAAUCCCUUAAACUUACAAAAAGAAAAAAGGAAAAAAACUCUAAUUCUGUUCGAAACUUAGCAUUGUUCAAUUGGAUUUUUUUUCUUUAUUCUA
Molecule: messenger RNA, 706 nt
Organism: Vitis vinifera (wine grape)
Lineage: Eukaryota; Viridiplantae; Streptophyta; Magnoliopsida; Vitales; Vitaceae
Exons: 1
Coding region: 230-523 (97 amino acids)
Source: RefSeq, a predicted model, not a curated record